This is a messenger RNA of Akanthomyces muscarius, 1794 nucleotides long. RefSeq lists its product as uncharacterized. The record is from RefSeq and is a predicted model, not a curated record. The transcript is spliced from 3 exons. The coding region runs from base 1 to 1794 and encodes 597 amino acids. Gene Ontology annotation, biological process: cytoskeleton-dependent cytokinesis. Gene Ontology annotation, molecular function: GTPase activity; molecular adaptor activity; GTP binding. Gene Ontology annotation, cellular component: septin complex; microtubule cytoskeleton; septin ring. Lineage: Eukaryota; Fungi; Ascomycota; Sordariomycetes; Hypocreales; Cordycipitaceae.
AUGCGAUCGAUGCCCAGCUCGCGGGAGUGUCCUGGUACCCGUACUGAUUACACCGACUCCGCCGUGUCCAGUCAGACCCUCGAGACGAGUAGCUGCUUCCUGGUCACCGAAUCCGAAAUGGACCUUGAAUUGGAGACGGGCAGUAUAAUGCCCCGUGGGCGAUCGGCCAUGAAAAGUGAACCUGCUGCGCAAAGAGAUGUCACACCGUCGCCUGUGCCAUCAUCGCCAGUGGUCGACUCGGCAAGAGAUACAGUGGCCGAAUGCUCGGUUCCAAAUACGCCACCCAUGUUUGGACUGUCGCGGCCGGAGUCAUCAUUGUCUUUUAUAUCAUCACCCCGAGAUCUCUCCAGCUCCUCGUCCGCCAUCGACCGCGACGGCUCCAUCGAAAACGCCAUCAUUACACAACAGCACAUAGAAGCGUACCGAGACUUGCCUCCGAGCAGUGCAGGGAGUCCUGUACCACAGUUUAUAAUGCCAAACUUGCAUAUUCCGCGUCGUCGUCCCUUUACCGAUGUUGGGCGGUCGCUGGGCAAGUUGCGACUGCUUGUCUUGGGAUCUCCAGGCACUGGCAAAACUUCUAUAAUUCGCUCAAUAUCCCAAUGCUGUGAGCAUAUCGUGCAUAUCGACGCCGUGAAUACACACUUCAACGGCCCGGUACUGGAAAUUCAUGCCAGCACGCGCCCGUACCAAUGGUGGCGAACAGAGAACUCACCUGAGACGCUUAAACGGCGGAGGUCCUCCACUUCAGUUGAAGAGAUUCUGGAUAGAAACCUUUGCUUUUUGGAUUUUACACCACAAGGCCCCUCGAGUACACAUCAUGCUGUCGAUUUUUUGGAGUCGACCUUGAGUCCGUUAUUGGAAAAGCGCAUGGCCGAUGCCGACUUGGUUUCGCUGCUGAGCAACGGCAAUGAGCCGAUAGUGGAUGCAGUGUUAUACAUGCUCCCAUCAACUGGCCUCACGGAAGCGGACGCACACGCCUUGUCUCGCCUCCAGGGUGUUACAAAUAUCAUCCCGCUGCUUGCUCGCUCUGACGAGCUUGACGAGUCAGCCAUCGAAGAUUGCAAGCAGGAUUUGCGAAACGAAAUAGACGGCAGAGGCAUUGAUGUUUUCUCCUUUGCUCCCUUGGAUGAAAGCGAUGAGCGCACUGGCAUCUUUGCCGUAUCCAAUGCCACUCAAACAGACUGUGAUGUGAUGGAUGCAAGUAUCCUCAUGAGCUCUGCAUACAUUGAACCGUUGCAGUCAACCGAUCUUGGAGCCCUUGUUGAGAGCAUCUUUUCCCUGGAGGGUGCCUCGCGGCUCAGGCACUCCGCAGCCGUCAAGGCUGUCAAGUGGGCGCAUGAGCUGCAUCGACACAACCCUUCCAACUGGGCUCUGACACGACGCCCUUUCAACUCUGGCGGCUCAACCGUCACAAUAGACCCCUUCUUCCAAAUGAGAGACUGGCGCCGGCUGGAGGUUUCCAGCUGGGCGCAGAGUCUACGGCAGAGCUUGGACUCUGAGCGCAUCAUGAGCGCCACGGCCUCCAACCAGCUCAUCGCGCGAGCUACGGGGACCGUGACGUGCCGCCGUGGCCGCCGUGGGAGCAGCCGCAAACGACGCUAUGCGCACCACACCUACGACCAAGAUCCUCUGGGAUUGGUCAGACUUGUCGCGCAGGUCAAGAACACUGGUGCAUUUGCUGUUGAGCUUAUUGGUGGCAUCGGUGUUGUUGGGUAUCUUGCACUCUGCCUAAUGAAGCCUGAUUUCGCGGACCGAAAUAUUCGACUCUUUUCGCCAUCAUUCUUCGCAGUUUAG